Molecule: messenger RNA, 900 nt
Organism: Cicer arietinum (chickpea)
Lineage: Eukaryota; Viridiplantae; Streptophyta; Magnoliopsida; Fabales; Fabaceae
Product: protein PATRONUS 2
Biological process (GO): regulation of mitotic cell cycle
Source: RefSeq, a predicted model, not a curated record
UAAGUCUGAUAUAGCGCGGUGGAACCAAAAAUUCAAAUCCAACGCUCAACUUUUCCUCUUUCUUCUUCUUCUUCUUCUUCUUCGGCAUCUUCAUCAUUACAUAUCCAAGGUUUUGUAAUUUUCUUAUACAUGAAGUAUUCAAUAUUUGCUAUCUGAACCAAGUGAGAUAAGACAAUGGCCAAAUUUGUUGCUCCGGGACGCUUGAUCAUUAAAGAUGAAAACUUGAAUCCUCUUCACCCCAAAAAGGCCUUGUCGAAUGUCAAGUCAAAGAUUUCAAAGACAGAUGGAAAGAAAGGUGGUUCUGGGAUUACAGGUCGGAAGGCACUAAACGAUAUAACAAACAAAAAAUCAAUUCAACCUGAAGCCUCAUCUAAGAAAAAGAAUUUACCCAAGGAAGAUAUUAAUAUAAAGGAGGAAAUGUUCUCACAUAAUCACAGGAAGUGCAUUGAGGUCCAGAAAGCUGCAAUGAGAGAUUUCAAUCUAGAGGCUGUUCUACCUCCAGAUGAUGGCAUACCUAUUCUUGAGCAGAUAAAGGUUCCUGGUUCGCCUCAAUGCUACCCAGAACCAGUUGAAUUGCCGAUGUCCGAUUUUUCUGAUUGGUUGGACUAUCCAAGACAGUGGAAGUCUCCUCCAUCUUCUCCAUUAUCAUGUGAUUCUCUACCAUCCCCCUUAGCAUGGCGACAUGAAGCAGUGGAAUUUGUUCUGAAAGAAGAAAUUGAUGCCCAAGUGUAACCUACUAUUUUUCUGUUACCUAAUAGAAUAAGUUGGAUUUUAACUUUUGAAUAAUUUGUGUCUUUCUUGUACUGCAUAAACCAUGUCAGCAUGUUUGUUUAUUGAUCUUGUCAAUAUUAUUCUUUAGGUACAAAAGGCUACGAUAAUUGCAUGACCAAUUACAUCUCA